This is a messenger RNA of Diaporthe citri, 1590 nucleotides long. RefSeq lists its product as uncharacterized. Gene Ontology annotation, molecular function: transmembrane transporter activity. The transcript has 3 exons. Lineage: Eukaryota; Fungi; Ascomycota; Sordariomycetes; Diaporthales; Diaporthaceae. The coding region runs from base 1 to 1590 and encodes 529 amino acids. Gene Ontology annotation, biological process: transmembrane transport. The record is from RefSeq and is a predicted model, not a curated record. Gene Ontology annotation, cellular component: fungal-type vacuole membrane; plasma membrane.
AUGGGUACCCCCACGGACAAGAUGCAAGACGAAGAGAAAUAUCCAGUCGAGCCCAAAUUGGUCGCCGGAUCCAGCGAUAAAUCCUCGGCCAGCGUGGAAGAUGAGGUACCCCCAUAUAUGCGGGAUACCAGCAAGAAGGGCGUUCUGGCAAAGCUGCGCGGGUGGGAGGAGGCCUUGGACCGGGAGAUCGGCGUCGAGACCCAUGGCAUAUCGCGACGGCGACCCGAGGACAGGGACCCUGCGUAUGGGUCGUGGAGCAACCAGGCCGUGAUGUUCCUGAUGUGGAUGUCCGCAACAAUGAACCUCAGCUGUUUCGCGACUGGGUUUCUUGGGUGGGAGCUGGGCUUAGACUUAUCCAGAACUAUCACCAUUACAAUAUUCAGCACCCUGCUUGGGAGCGCAGUCACUGGCUGGUGUGCAACAAUGGGGCCCGGUACUGGGCUUCGACAGGUGUCUAUCUCGAGGUAUUCAAUAGGUUGGUGGCCGAGCAAGCUGAUCGCGGCGCUCAACGUCGUCGAGCAGAUCGGAUGGUCCUCGGUCGGCUGCAUCACAGGCGGGCAAGCCCUGGCGGCCGUGUCAGACGGGCGGCUAGGCUCAGAGCUGGGCGUCGUCAUCGCGGCCGUCUGCGCCUUCGUCGUCUCCUUCGUGGGUCUCAAGGCCGUCUUCACCUACGAGAAGUUCGCCGGCCUCGUGCUCGCCGUGGCCUUCCUCAUCAUGUACGGCUACGCGGGCGCGUCGGCGGACCUCGCGACGCCCGCCCUCGCGGGGCCGACGCUGUCCGGGACGGCUCUGACGCUAUUCGCCGUGCUAUACGGUUCCUCGGCGUCGUGGUGCUCCAUAGUCAGCGACUACUACGUCGAAUAUCCCGUCGACACGAGCAAGUGGAAGGUCUUCCUCCUCACCACGCUGGGCAACAGCAUCCCGACCUGCCUCGGCAUGAUCCUCGGCUGCAUCUGCGGCUCGGCCCUGAACAACAAGGCCGACUGGCUGGAGAGUUAUGACUCGGGCAUCGGCUACCUCAUCCAGACCAUGGUCCGCCCGGUCGGCUUCGCCAAGUUCCUCCUCGUCAUCCUCGCCUUCUCUGGCAUCGCCAUGACGGCCAUCGCCAUGUACUCGGCCGGCCUGUCGGUGCAGCAGUUCGCGCGGCCGCUGGGCGUCGUGCCCCGCUUCAUCUGGACGUCCAUCAUGUUCGUCGCCAUCAUCCUCCUGGCGCUGGUCGGUCGAGACCAGCUGCUCACCUUCCUGCAGAAUUUCCUCUCCCUCCUGGGGUACUGGAACACGAGCUUCUUCGUCAUGCUGGCCGCGGAGCACUACUUGUACCGCGGCGGGCUACGCUGCGGCUUCCAGGGCUACGACCUCGACGCCUGGAACAACCCGCGGCUCCUGCCUUUCGGCUGGGCCGGCGGCCUCGCAUUCGCUGCGGGCAUCGCGGGUGCUGUUGUUGGAAUGAGCGAGACUUUCUAUGUGGGCGUGCUGGCGGCCAGGAUCGGGGAUAACAGUGGGGAUAUUGGAAACCAGCUUUCGUUCCUGUUCACGCUUGCUGUAUAUGUGCCUGCGCGUUGGGCCGAGAGAAAGUUCACUGGGAGAUAG